Messenger RNA from Mya arenaria, 1946 nucleotides. RefSeq names its product tumor necrosis factor ligand superfamily member 11-like. Gene Ontology annotation, cellular component: membrane. Gene Ontology annotation, biological process: immune response. The coding region runs from base 77 to 802 and encodes 241 amino acids. The record is from RefSeq and is a predicted model, not a curated record. The transcript is spliced from 4 exons. Gene Ontology annotation, molecular function: tumor necrosis factor receptor binding. Lineage: Eukaryota; Metazoa; Mollusca; Bivalvia; Myida; Myidae.
UUUUAAAAGAUUGGCUGGAGUCAGUUUAUCUUUAUUGAUUAUAGUCUUGAUUGCAGUGCUCUGCAUUGUCUUUAAUAUGCCACAUAUAAAACAAAUAGACGCGGAUACGGAGAUUUGUCUUCAUAGUAAUGACAAAAAAUUAGAAUGUGGCAAAACAACAAGAUUACUACAAGAACUCUUUGAAAAGGAAAUUGCAUCUGCAUAUGCUGCAGCUGAGAAACAGGACAAUAUUCAAGCUCAAAAAUACGUACAAGAUGCCUCAAAACACGACGUAGAGCUAUUGACAAACUACAAAAACACACUGUGGUACAAAAAGCCAUAUGCAAAAGUUCUAGGCAAUAGCGAGGAACAAGAGCAUGUGAACGGUAAUAAUGCAAUGGUAACGAUCACAUGUUGGCGUCACGACACAGACAUAUAUCAAACAACAGGUCUUCAGAGAUACGGAAUAAGGUUCCAAAAUGGCCGAUUAAUUGUCCCUGUAAGCGGUACUUACUACAUAUACUCGUUCCUAGGUCUUACAGAACAACGUCUAACGGACGAAGGAAUUACCAUAGAUUCAACCAAAACCCAAGAAAUAAAACAUGCAAUGCAUAAAUAUAGCGUUAUUGAUGACGAUGACAUGGAAAUCGCAUCAAAUGUGCAGUCUCGUAAAAACACUUCACGAGGUAACGUUAUUUACUACGUGAGUCAUAUAGCAACAUCGGCCUACCUUCACGCUGGUGAUGAAAUAUCAGUUAAAAUAAGCGAUGUUACACUUUUGAAACAAACUGGGAGUAACUACUUUGGCCUGCAUCUAGUAUGAUGCAUCCGGCAUUGGGGAAUUGUCGACGUCGCGUUCGUGUAAUGGCAAUUUUCUGAUCGACGGUCCAUGUGUAAAACGCGAACGCAUUGAACUAAUUGUACGGACAAGUGUAUUUUGAAACAUGCAUCUCUUUUAACUUUUUAUGUAACAUUAUACUUAAAUGGACUAGACACCAGAUGGUCCCAAAAUCUGAAAAUACAUUUUUGCCUAGGAAGUCAGACUAAAGAGGUCAAAACGAGCUAUUAUAAUACUAAUAUUUUACACCAUUUAAAGAAACAACGCAACAAAUAUGUGAUCCAACGAGCCAUCUCCGAUGAGUUCCCCGUUUAGAGAUGGAGCGGAAUGGUUACCUCGUGUAAGAAUAGCGCGGACUAUAUAUUUUCCAAACACCUUGAAAGUCACGUGAUCAUAUCACACACAUAGCUUUCAAAAAGCGUUUUAGCCAAUUCGCUGUCAAUUUAAGCACUUCAAACGAUUCCAUCGAUCAAUUUCAUCACCGAUGUUGAUCAGUCAGGCUAGGUGUCUUCAUUGUUUGGCAGCUGUUUUCCGUUCAUUGUACUUUCCGUAGUUUUGGUAAGACAUGAAGUGUGUAUAUUUGGUAUGUGAAAUGAGGUGAUGAGUGGCGAUAAAUAUACCAACGCUUUUUCUAAAACUUACCGUGUAGACAAUCGGGAUUAUUUUUGAAAACAAAAAUCUGCGAAAAAUGCGUCGUAAGCGAUGUGAUUUGCCAGUAAAUAAGAUUAAAUUCGAUUAACAUAAUGAUAUAAAUUUUAUGUACGUUUUCUACAAUUGUUUUUCUUGCAAUUGUAUCAUCUGGUGUCUAGUUAAACUACAUUGCUUACAUUUUUGCUAUAGUUGUCUUGUGUUUUUCUAGAGUUAAAAUUGUUGUGCUGAUUUUAAAAUGUAUUUUCAGGACAUGAAAUGGCACUUUUUUUAUUUAUUUCAAGUUUUCCAGUCGUUUACAUCGUCAACAAGUACAUUGCUAGUUGAUUUAAUAAGACGAAAGUCGUUAUUAUGCAACAGCUGAUUAAAAAAUAUAUCUAUCUUUAUAUAAUGAACUAUAAAAUCGAACGUUCUAAAUCAUCGCACAUAUUUUAUCUAUAAUUAUAAUAAGAUUAGUCCAGGUUUUACCUAUACAACAUAU